CCCUCCCUCGGGAACGUCCCGGCCUCCUCCGGCCCGGCCCGGACGCGGAGCUGAGGCUCUGGAGCGCGCCCAGCCCGCCCGUCCGCCGCCGCCGCCCGGCCCUGCGGCCCCCCUGCCCCGCGCUGCCGCCGCAGCCGCCGCCGCACGGCGCGGGCCCUGCGCUCCGCCCCGGCCGGGGCCGCGGGGGCGCUCGGAGUCCCGCCCGCACGGCGCGCACACACACACAGGGACACACACACACACACACCGGGACACACGGACACACACACGCGGGGCACCGGGACACAGACACAGGCGCACGGAGGCGCACCCCGCGCCGCAAACAUGGCGCUGGUGCCCUGCCAGGUGCUGCGCGCCGCCAUCCUCCUGUCCUAUUGCUCCAUCCUGUGCAAUUACAAGGCCAUUGACAUGCCCGCGCAUCAGACCUAUGGAGGCAGCUGGAAAUUUCUGACCUUCAUAGACCUGGUUAUCCAGGCUGUCUUUUUUGGGAUUUGCGUCUUGACUGACCUGUCCAGUCUUCUCACUAGAGGGAAUGACAGUCAAGAGCAAGAGAGGCAACUGAAAAAACUCAUUUCCCUCCGUGACUGGAUGAUGGCUGUUCUAGCUUUCCCUGUGGGAGUGUUUGUUGUGACGAUGUUUUGGAGCAUCUAUAUCUAUGACAGGGAACUGGUUUACCCAAAGCUGCUUGAUAAUUUUAUACCAGCAUGGCUAAAUCACGGAAUGCACACAACAGUUUUGCCCUUUGUAUUAAUCGAGAUGAGAACAACACAUCAUCAGUAUCCCAGCAGGAGCUGUGGACUGGCUGCAGUGUGCACCUUCGCUGUUGGCUAUAUUUUAUGGGUGUGCUGGAUUCACCACGUUACAGGAGUGUGGGUGUACCCACUUCUUGAGCACCUCAGCCCAGGUGUCAAAAUAAUCUUUUUUGCAGCCGUUACCAUAAUAAUUAAUGUAUUCUACUUGGUGGGAGAAGUCCUGAACAACUACAUCUGGGAUACGCAAAAAUGUAUUGAAGAAGGUAAAGAAAAGCCGAAAUCGGAGUGAACCAUAAGAGGCAACACAGAGGAUUGUUUAUGGCUGCGUGGAAGAUUUUUCAUCCCCAACAGAGUUUGGCCUGGAGAGGAAUCUUUUAUAAAGGAAGAAGUUUCAUGGGCCCCUUUCUCAGUGCAAGGAUAUUUUUGGAUUUUCUAUGGGGGGAAAAUGAUUUUAGCUAAGAAUAAUAUCAAUGUUUGAACCUUCAAUUUCUCCAAGUUUGCAUGUGACAUACACAUAUAAUAUGUAUAUUUAUCUCCAAGGCAUUCUCAACAUGCAUUUCUUGAAUCAAAUAAGUCAUUUAACCAUUAAGUCAUUAGAUCUUUUUACUUCUGCCAAGAAAAACAAUGAGUCCAUUCUCUGUACUGUUUGAGAAAAGUUUAACCAGAUAGGUCUAAUACAGGGAAAGAAAACAAUCCCAUAUAUUUCAAAUUACAACAUAGGAGUUAAUUGCAUGAAUGUAUCUAAAGAAGAGUUCAGUCUGACUGAAAUAUUAAUGUAACGCUAUAUAACAGCUGCCUUAAAUUUGUUAUGUUAAUAAUUUUACCAGUCCAGUGAAAUCUUAUUUGCAGUGUUAAGAUCUUAAGACGUAAAUAAAGAUUAAAUUAUCCUUGCA
Messenger RNA from Motacilla alba alba, 1645 nucleotides. RefSeq names its product androgen induced 1 (gene AIG1). The record is from RefSeq and is a predicted model, not a curated record. The transcript has 6 exons. NCBI's taxonomy places the organism in Eukaryota, Metazoa, Chordata, Aves, Passeriformes, Motacillidae. The coding region runs from base 325 to 1041 and encodes 238 amino acids. Gene Ontology annotation, cellular component: membrane; endomembrane system.